AUGAAGACCAUGGGUUUACGUGUGUUUUUUUGGCUGGGAUGCGUUGCUUCCCUAGUUGCAACAGGGGAUUAUGGGCAAGCAGAUACAGUUCCAGUAUUGGAGGUUGCAGAGGCAGGCACGGACUUGAAGGAUCCUGCAGAUGUUCAAGCUGAAGGGGAUAUUAUACUGAACGAAGCGGAUAAGCAACAAGAGGCACUGAACGAUCUCAAUCCUCCACCCUCAGCAAACCCCGGUUCAAAACGAGCAUUAAUGUUCGCCGUCGGCGUUUCCCUUCUACUCGCCGCUGCGGCAGUGGGCGUUUUGAGCUUCGGGACCUCUGCUUCAGCAAAAAAGCCUGAAGAAUCACAGGAGGAAACGCCUUCAGAUGUAUCACCUGAAGCGAAAACGGCGGAAACACCAGGAGAUGAGCAGGACGCGAAAACGGUAUGCCAGCAGCUUCAUCCAACAUUGGCAGCUACCGGGACCACGGCCGUGGUUCGUCACGACAGUGCUGACUUGAUUUGCGACUGCCAGCUGUGUGCAGCUCUUUGA
This is a messenger RNA of Eimeria mitis, 531 nucleotides long. RefSeq lists its product as uncharacterized. Bases 1 to 531 code for a protein of 176 amino acids. The record is from RefSeq and is a predicted model, not a curated record. NCBI's taxonomy places the organism in Eukaryota, Apicomplexa, Conoidasida, Eucoccidiorida, Eimeriidae. The transcript has a single exon.